Molecule: messenger RNA, 2529 nt
Organism: Ectocarpus sp. CCAP 1310/34
Lineage: Eukaryota; Phaeophyceae; Ectocarpales; Ectocarpaceae
Source: the annotation of a GenBank genome assembly
GGCAGCGACAUCACUUCGGGAUGGGAGGCCACGUCAGCGCCCGCUACGGGUACGGGCUCGCGGCUCACGGAGUGGACCAUGGCGGAGGUCCCUACGGCAGCGCCGCCGGCGGGGGAUACGGUUUCCACCAAUUGCCCGACGGCGGAGGGCUCUAUCAGCAGCAAGAAGUGAGCAACGUACCACACUAUCCUUCUGCUGCCGGACCGGACGUCCAACAACCGCGAGCCUACGAGGCCUUCGACACCUCGCAGCAGCAUGGGCAGCAGCAGCACUACGGUGCACCCCAGGCGACCUCUUCCUCCUCCUCUCUCUCUCCAGCUCCAGGCGACGCUCUACCUCCAGCCGGCAAUUCCCCCCUGCAUCUCUUCGUGGCAUGUGGCGUGUGCCCUCGAGGCAAGUCUGAGAUUGGUUUUGAGAAGGAUGUUGGUUUUUCGAAGUCUGACGUGUUCACGAGUGCGGAGUCUCAUGUGUCAAUGCCUGGUGUUCCCCGCGUGCCUGCUGUGCAUGAACGUUCUGAUGAUGAGUUCGGUGUCUUGAAGUUUGGUGUGUCUACUCAUGAUGUACCCCGCAUGCCCGCUGCACUUGAGAUCCUGAUGAAGUGGUCGGCGUUCCGGAGUGUGAUGCAUCUAUCCCUGCUCCAUCAAGCCGAUUCUGGAGCCAGUGCGAUGAUUACUAACAAAGUGGAUGCAAUGUACAAUGUACGCCACUUGGGCCCGGAUGAACGAUUUAUUCAGAUUGGAGACUCGACUCUCAUCAAGGUUGCCGCUGUAGGGAGUUUGGACCUUAGGUUCCAUCAAAUCGGAGCCGACGGGAAACAGGAGGAUUUGGCCGUUACUGGGCCAGAAGCUGUGCGCGAGAUGGAGCCGCCUCUUUUGCGACCCGACAUGCCGCGCUGCCACGCCAAGGACCUCCGAGUACCCCAGACUUUCAAAGAGGCAAAGCAGAGCGAGCACAGCGAGCAGUUCAUGGAUGCGGCCAAGCGUGAGCGAAUACACAACUGCAUCAAGUCGAAGUUGAUUUUUGAUUGGAACGUAAAUGCGUUCGGCUUUCCUUCGAAGGCCAAGGCUAGACUUGUUGCGAGAGGAGACAUGCAGAAGGAGUACAUUGACUUUGGUGAUUUGUAUGCACCUACUGUAGCUUCAUAUAGUGUUCGUAUGUUGGCAGCUUUGGCGUGUGAACUUGACUUGGAGUUGUGUCACUUCGAUAUCGACCAGGCUUUUGUGAGGGCCCCUCUCAAGGAAGAUAAUUUCAUGCGACUACCGGAUGGAUGUGGUGCGUUGUCGGGGAAGAUAGUGCAGUUGAACAAGAGCCUUUAUGGCUUGAGGCAGGCAUCUAGAGAGUGGUACGCGUUACUGAAGAAGUGCCUUUUGGCUUUGGGGUUCGAGCAGUGCAUGGCUGAUUCGUGUGUUUUUCGUUUAGUCGAAGGGGGGGAUGUAGUGUUGCUUCUCGUAGUACACGUAGACGAUAUUUUUGCAGUGGGGACGAAGGAGAGGUGUGAUCAAUUCGGCAAGGACCUGGGAGAGUACGUGCCAGUAAAGUCUCUAGGGGAGUUGAAGUUGUACUCUGGUUGCUAUUACGAGAGGGACAGAGAGGCAGGCAGGCUGACGAUUUCACAGCAGACAUACACCGAAGAGCUGGGAGAGAGAUAUGGUGUCGCGUGGGGGGGGAGCAUUCCUUUGCCCACCACCUGGAAACUUUGGGACUUCGACUUGGACGAGCCGAGCGUAGAGUACCCUUUUCGCGCGCUGGUCGGUUCGCUGUUGUUGAUUGCCUUGCUGACUAGGCCGGAUAUCGCGAAUUCGGUGAGAGCAGUGGCGAGGAGGGGCGAUUGCGUGGUUCUCCAAGACUCAAAAGUGUGUGACUUUGUCUACCACGCAGGCAGAAUACGUGGCGAUUUCAUGUUGCCUAAGGAGUUGCGGCCGUGCAUUCCACUGUAUGAAGAUAACGAAGGGGCUAUCCAGAUCGAAAAACACCCGAUCUCGAAUUCCAACUCGAAGCACAUCGACGUGCGGCAUCACUUCCUCAGGCAGCUCGUAGAUGAGAAGGAGGUAGAGGUCAUCCACGUAGCGUCGAAGUAUCAGCAUGCCGACUUCCUCACGAAGGCGCUACCUGAGAGAGAGUUUGUUUCCCACCGGGACGACGUGAUGAACUUGAAGUGAAUAGUCCGGCAGAUCUUUUUCGUUUUUGGGUCUUGUGUCUUUUGCUUUUUUUCUUUCGAUUUUUGUUUUUUUUUGGGUUGAUUUGUUUGAUUUUCUGAGAAAUCGAGUUCAAGAUUAUCAGGUGGAAAUUGUCGUAUUUAUGGUUUAAGGCCAAUUGUUAUGGAAGAAUUCCAAAUUUGGAAUCCUCCGCCCUGGGAAAACAAAUUCCAACGCCGAAAUUCCAAUUUGGUAUUCUGGUGCCGACCAAGUUAUGGGGAAAUAGGAAUCCGGAGCGUUGGGGGGGUAGAUUACGAUGCACGGAGCGGAGAAUUCAAAAAUGGGCGCGAUUCUAUGUACCGCACUCCCAGCAGACCAUCCUUUCCCUGCGGGC